This is a messenger RNA of Clonostachys rhizophaga, 780 nucleotides long. NCBI's taxonomy places the organism in Eukaryota, Fungi, Ascomycota, Sordariomycetes, Hypocreales, Bionectriaceae. The record is from the annotation of a GenBank genome assembly.
AUGCCUCACCAACGCCGAAAGUCUGGCGGUGCGUCUACUUCAGACAUGCGAAAAUCCGUAACCGUAACAGACAUGACGAAGCAUCGACGACCCGGCCUAUCACGCAGGCAAACACCUGUCACCGGCCAGAAGCUUGGCAAGAGCCAGCGGGAGCGAGAACGAGAAUGGCAUGAAGCCUUUGACGACGAGCGUGAGAGCUUCCCACAAUUCUGCAUGACUUGCGAGAAGCAAUUCGUUCCUUACGAUGACAAGCACCUCUACUGCUCCGAGAACUGCCGAAGGGUCGAUCAAUCGUCGUCAGCAACAUCCUCAAUGCCUCGAAGCUAUGGCUAUGGAAACUACCCUUUCUACUCGGCGGGGGAGCCUGAGCCUCGUGAUAUUAUUCCUCAAGCUUCACCUUCUCGUCCCAGCUCCACGAUCUACAAUCAUUCACCACCAACCCCUACCACACCGGCUACAACGUCAUACCACACUUCGGCACUCUCGGCGCUCCGAUCAAUACAUGGACGACCACCGAGCCCUCCCUCACCAUCGGCAGGUGGCAGCAACUUCUGGCCAUUCAACAACAACCGAAGUGCUGCAACCAGUCCCAGCACCUCCUAUUCUCGGCCCUCUGCGGCCUACUUGUCGUCCACGUACGACGUUGGCUACAACAAUGGCGGCUACUACACAUACGAUUACGGAUCAAAUGGCAUGGAUCGUCCACUGCCCACCCGCCGACCAAGCCAUGCCCGCCCAAAGAGUAUCGAGCUCGUUACUCCCAUGGUCGGUGGGCGGUAG